This is a messenger RNA of Exaiptasia diaphana, 1828 nucleotides long. RefSeq names its product G-protein coupled receptor 26-like. The record is from RefSeq and is a predicted model, not a curated record. The coding region runs from base 176 to 1486 and encodes 436 amino acids. Gene Ontology annotation, molecular function: G protein-coupled receptor activity. NCBI's taxonomy places the organism in Eukaryota, Metazoa, Cnidaria, Anthozoa, Actiniaria, Aiptasiidae. Gene Ontology annotation, cellular component: membrane. Gene Ontology annotation, biological process: adenylate cyclase-activating adrenergic receptor signaling pathway. The transcript has 5 exons.
AUUCACUGAUAAGAAGAACAACGAUUCAAAAACUGAAGAACUAAGGAAGUAUUCCCGCAAUGGAACGAAGAAAGAAAUAUGUUACAUUGCCUUUGUCAAGGUGUCAGAGGCUUCUUUGACUUUGGCAAAUUGCUCUAACUCAUCUGCCAAGUCUAAAUUUCCAACAGCUCCAGCCAUGAACGAGACAGCAGACUUAACCACACGCUCGAAGGCGGAAACCAUCGGGCUAUGUGUAUCAUUAGGUUUUAUCAUUGCUGUCAGUCUAACAGGAAACCUCCUUCUUAUUUUCAUCUUCAUCAAGAAUCCACGUCUUCGCAGCAGCUUUGCAAACAAACUAAUAAUGAGUCUUGCUGUCGCUGAUUUCUUGACGGCUGCGAUCCCACUCUGCUAUCAGUUUGUAACGAUCAUCGAUGUGACAGUUAUAAGUCAAGGAGGGGUGUUAUGUACUCUUGGCGGACUCCUAUCGUACACCACAUUCUCGAUUUCAAUCAUGACGAUGGUUAUGCUGACUAUUGAUCGGUUUCUUGCUCUUGGUUACGCACUGAAAUACUCUUCCAUUGUCACUCCAAGAGUUAGACUUUGCAUGAUUGCCUAUCCAUGGCUCCAUGGCGCUGUUUUGACGAUUAGUUUUGCCCCUGCCAAUUAUGUCAAGUUUGACCCUAAAGGKCUGGAUUGUGGGCUGUCGUGGAGAGACCGUCCUAUUGCAUUCACAGCCAGUUUUAUGGCUAUCCACGUGGYAUUGCCUUUCGUUGUCCUUUUGGUUCUCAACUCGAGAACCUUGUGGCUGGUUCAUAAACAGAAUCGAAGCAUAUUGAAUAUGGAUGAUGCAAGUUCUACGGGUAAUGAUGGAGUAGCGCAGCAAAUACGUAAUAGGAGAGCCGUUGAAUCGAAACUAGCCAAGGUAUCUAGCAUCAUUGUCUUUUUUGAUCCAAUGAGCAUGGAUUGUGGAAUCGGAUGGAAGUACCGAGAGGACUGGUUUGUCAUGAGUGUACUGUCCGUUAACUUUAUUGUCCCUUUUUCUCUUCUGACGAUUAUGAAUGUGAUGACGCUUAGACUUGUCAGAGAGCAAAACAAGAGUUUAUUURSACAAAAUGGYGAGGAAACUGGYUUAGGAUCACAAGCGAUGUGCAUGACCAGACGACGAGCCCAAAGUGAAGCCAAACUCGCUAAAAUCUCAUUGGCUAUCAUACUARCAUUCAUMAUCUGCUGGACACCKUACAUUGUAACAAGAGCUCUAACAACGUACUGCUGCAGCCUGCCAUCGAUAAUACUAACUGGGGCUAUACUUAUAAUAGAUUUAACAUCGUUAUUGAACCCCAUCAUUUACUCGUCACUUCGAUCAGACCUGCGACUGUCUAUCAGGAAUAUGUUGAGAUCACCAUGUCGGAGUGUGCGAAUACUGCCGAUGAAGACAGAGGGAGAUGACUCAACAAUGGCCAACGUGAUAGCAAUAAAUGGUUCGAAGAAUAAAGAAGAGAAUAUUUGACCUUUGGACCAACGUGGUCGCCAUCUUGAAUCGGUGAAAAAUUAUGGGAUGCGUUGGUAGAAUGUCUUGCGAGAAAUAUCAAACUUGUUAAAUCUUCUAGUAAGUUAUGACUGUACACUAUUGAUGUUAGUUGUCAAAAAAACUUCGAAUGACCGCGAACGAAUUCUUCUGGGUAUUGUUUCUGAAAAAUGGACUCAGUAUUGCAAAAUUCGCAGUUUUCGCUCCUCAGCUAUCAAUCUACUUUUAAUAGCAAUUCAUUGCAAUUCAUUAAAAAAUUAUCGUUUGGACGCGAAGUGCCYUGUGUUAACAUAAUAAUCACAAAUUAAACAUUUAUAAAAUCGU